UAAAUAGUAUUGUUAAUGUAUAGUUCAUGCAUAUAUAUUUCUGUCGAAACCAAAUUCAAAAAGAAAAAUACAAGUAAAAGAUGGAAGAAACAAGAAUUUCUGAUUCAAAAAUAGAAAAAGAAGAAGAAGAAGCUAAUGAGGAAGCAGAGGCAGAAGUAGAAAUAUGGAAUUAUAUAUUCGGGUUCUGCAAUAUGGCAACAGUCAAGUGUGCCAUUGAGCUUGGAAUAGCCGACGCCAUUGAUAAUCAUCAUCAAGGUCUCAUGACGCUUUCCGAGCUAUCAUCCGCCGUUGGAUGCACCGAUCCCUCCUACCUUUACCGUGUCAUGCGGUUAUUAGUGCAUCAAAAGAUUUUCAAGGAGAAAGCCACCGUGCACGGCACUACAGGCUACGCCCACACACCUCUCUCAUGUCGAUUACUCCGGAGAGGAGAUAACACUAACAGCAUGGCGGAUUUUGUUUUAGUGGAGAGCAGCCCUGCGAUGCUUGCUCCAUUGCAAUGUCUGAGCAAUCUUGUUCGAGUAAAUACCAAAAAUAAUUCAGCAUUUGAAGAAAUUCAUGGAGUUGGAAACCAAUUCUGGAAAUACGCAGUAGCAAAUCCCGGUCAUAGUAAACUAUUUACCGACGCAUUGUCGUCUGAUGCUAGGGUUGUAAUACCUAGAAUAAUUGAAAUGUGUCCCGAGGUGUUUGACGGCGUUAAAUCUUUGGUUGAUGUUGGAGGAGGUAACGGGACUACUAUAGGGUUGUUGGUUAAGGCAUUUCCGUGGAUUAAAGGUAUUAACUUCGAUCUACCUCAUGUUGCUUCGGUUGCACCGGAAUGUGAUGGUGUUACUCACGUCGGCGGAGAUAUGUUUGCCUAUGUUCCAAAGGUCGAUGCUGUUAUCAUGAAGUGGAUUCUCCAUGAUUGGAACGAUGAAGAAUGCAUAAAAAUAUUGAAGAAAUGCAGGGAAGCAAUUCCAAAGGACAAAGGAAAAGUGAUAAUUCUUGAUGCUGUCAUUGGGCAACCAAACGAGGACAAAUUUGAAGGGGUUAAAUUAAUGUUAGACAUUGUUAUAAUGGCUCACACCAACACAGGCAAAGAGAGGACAUCAAGUGAAUGGAAUUCUAUUCUGGUGAAGGCUGGUUUUAGCCAUUAUGUUAUUAAGUCCAUUCAUGCAAUUUAUUCCAUUAUUGUGGCUUUUCCUUAGA
Messenger RNA from Mercurialis annua (annual mercury), 1185 nucleotides. Its product is annotated as acetylserotonin O-methyltransferase-like. Bases 81 to 1184 code for a protein of 367 amino acids. Gene Ontology annotation, molecular function: S-adenosylmethionine-dependent methyltransferase activity; O-methyltransferase activity; protein dimerization activity. The transcript has 2 exons. NCBI's taxonomy places the organism in Eukaryota, Viridiplantae, Streptophyta, Magnoliopsida, Malpighiales, Euphorbiaceae. Gene Ontology annotation, biological process: methylation. The record is from RefSeq and is a predicted model, not a curated record.